Molecule: messenger RNA, 2788 nt
Organism: Amyelois transitella
Lineage: Eukaryota; Metazoa; Arthropoda; Insecta; Lepidoptera; Pyralidae
Gene: Cda4
Product: chitin deacetylase 1
Exons: 12
Coding region: 3-1553 (516 amino acids)
Biological process (GO): carbohydrate metabolic process
Cellular component (GO): extracellular region
Molecular function (GO): chitin binding
Source: RefSeq, a predicted model, not a curated record
CGAUGUCCCGAGCGGCUCGCAGUCGGCGAGGGCGCAGUCCUACCGCGGCAGUGAAAGGCGACAUGACGCCGCUUAAAGUGAACGGUGUUCGGACCAUGGCUACCAUGCCGUACAAGUCGAUAAUCCUCGUUUGUGCCAUUCUAGCUAACGUAAACUGCCAGAAAGACAAAGACAAGGAGGCCGAGGAGUUCGUCUGCCCGGAAGGUACCCAGGGGAACGGAAACUUCGCGGACCCUGCCACGUGCAGGCGGUUCUAUCAGUGUGUCGAUGGAUACCCUUAUUUGAAUAGGUGUCCCUCAGGACUCUACUUCGACGAUAUCAGCAAGUACUGUACCUUCAAAGCUGAGGCUAGAUGUGGUCCUAUAGCCACAACACCGGCUCCUAUAACAGAAGCCCCGACCGACCUCGCUACAAAAUGCGACCCCGCCGCCUGCCAGCUGCCUUACUGCUUCUGUUCCAAGGACGGCACGCUCAUCCCUGGUGGCCUGGAUCCUGAAGAAACACCUCAAAUGAUUAUGUUGACUUUCGACGGCGCCGUUAACUUGAACAACUUCGAGCUUUACAAAAAAGUUUUCAACGGUAAAAUCAAGAAUCCUAAUGGCUGUCCUAUAAGAGGGACGUUCUUCCUAUCGCAUGAGUACAGUAAUUACGCCAUGGUGCAGUCUCUCGCGCAUGAUGGCCACGAGAUAGCCACUGGGACUGUAUCACAACAACAAGGCCUGCAGGAUAAGGGUUAUGAAGAGUGGGCGGGAGAGAUGAUCGGCAUGAGGGAAAUCCUGAAACGGUUCGCGAACGUUUCCCGGAGUGACGUCGUCGGCGCCCGCGCACCAUUUCUCAAACCUGGUAGAAACACGCAGUUUAAGGUGCUAGAAGACUUCGGGUACAUUUACGACAGUUCAGUGGGCGUGCCCCCCCUCCCGAUCCCGGUGUGGCCGUACACGCUCGAUUACAAGAUCGCGCACGAGUGCAAGUCGGGCACAUGUCCCACUAAAUCGUUCCCUGGUCUAUGGGAGGUACCUUUCAAUGCUCACUACGUGGAAACCUUCGAAGGAGGUCACUGUCCCUACUUGGAUCAGUGUGUGCUCCAUAACCACGAUUCCCAAGAGGUGUUAGAGUGGCUUCAAGAAGAUUUCAGCAGAUACUAUGAGCAAAACCGGGCGCCAUACAUGAUGCCGCUUCACACCAACUGGUUCCAAAUAAAGGAGCUCGAACGUGGCCUCCACAAGUUCCUUCGGUGGGCGGCUAAUCUGAAAGACGUAUGGUUCGUAACAGUAACUCAAGCCUUAACAUGGAUGACGGACCCUCGACCGGUGAAGGCUCUAACCAACUACGAGCCCUGGAGGUGUGACAACAAGGACCUGCCCGCGGCACCCUGCAACCUCCCCAACAAAUGUGCUUUGUCCUUUAAGCACCCAGACACAAACUUCACUGACACCAGAUAUAUGGAGACUUGUAGCGAAUGCCCCAAUCAGUACCCUUGGCUUGGAGACUCAGGUGGUACGGGUAUACCAGGGAAGGACAAUUAUAUACCCGACAACCUCAAGAGGAAAUAGUAAUAAGUUAGUUAUAGUUUCUUAUUUUUAAACAAAUUUGUAUUACUGUGACAUUUUGAGAGUAAAAUUGAAUAACACAUAGUUAAAUAAAUUGAAUAAAUAAAUAUACUACUUGUCAAUCAAAUAACUAGAACAGAUCACGCUGUAUACAUUUCGGUAAAUGAAACAUCACUAGAAUUAUGAAAUUAAUUAAUUUCAUUUUAUUAAUAUAUUCUGAUGUCGAAAUCAUAAUAAUGAACGUUUCCCUUUAACGAAAUAGUGGUAUCAUCAUAAUAAGUACAUCAAUACUUCUAUCUUCUAUCUGUUACAUAAUAACCUGAGUGCCCUCUAGAAGUCUAUAUACUUAUAUGCUCAUACUUAGAUGUAGAAAAUACGAACGCGAACAUAGUCCGAGUAUUUAAAUACGAUGAAAUCAGUCGGUAAUUAAAAAUGUACGGAACGUGAUCGAGUAUCAGGCUCUGAAUAUCAGAAGCAAUAAAUUUAAGUGAUUUCAUAAAUGCAAUGACGAUUUUAAAACCAAUAAUGUUACAGAAUUUAUAAAUUAAUUUUACAAAUAUUCAUUGAAUAAAAUUUUACGUCGAUAAUUGUGGCCAAUUAAAGCCUUACUUUGUGAAUUUACAGUUGACGUAUUAAGUAUGAUUAAAGGAUGAGCAGUAUGUUUUAUGUUAUUUAUUAUUAUUCAUGUCAUUAAAAUCGACGAAAUUUUAUAAAAUAGUUUUUCUUGAGACACGGCGCUCGUUUUUUAGGUUUAAUUUCUAAUUUUCAAUGUUGAAUUAUCAUUCAACAUCAAACCACUAAUUACUUCCACGUUGCAAUACAUAUCUUAUAUUUUUAAGGUUUUAACGCGCCCGCUACUACUUCUUCUAUCGAUUACAUUAUCUUUAGUGAUAAAAACAUGUCACCAUUCUUUAUCCAGGCAGUUUUUUAAACUUUAUUUACUCGAUUUUACGAUUAGCAAUUGAAGGUUUAACUAUAUAAUUAUCGAAUUAAUGCAUAAUAUGGGGAAGGUUUAACAGUGUACUUCUAACUAAAUCGAGUAUCUUUCAGUGGCCAUAAAAAAAUUUGUUUGCACGCUCUCAAUUUGAUUACAGUAAUUGUUCUGUAUUCGUGCUUUUGUACAUACUUAAUUCUCAGUUGUGUAAUUACGUGUGUUAUGUAAUAAGUGACUAGUCGUCGCAAUAUAUUACUAAUUAGAUUUUUAAUUGCCAAUUUGGUGAAUACAGGUAUAAUAAAGA